GUCAACCUGAGCCGUAAAGCGUUGUGUUUUGGACUGGAGGAGGUCAUUAGAAAGUGAGGAGGAAGGAGUCCGGGCACAGACUAACUCAGUGCCAGCUAGUUUCUGGUGCCGAUGUGAGGCAAAUACAUUAUUUAACAACCCCGUGUAGAAUUUCAAGCGCUGCGAAAUGAUUCGUUUAAUUCUGCGGCUCAGGCCGUCCGCCGGGCUCUCCUGUCCCCGUGCCCUCCCGGCGGGGCCUUCAACACUCGGCUCUCGGUCUGUGCCCGUCACCGGCUGUCUGAGGCGGCUUCACUGCGGAGCGGGCUCCCGAGUCGUUUCCCUAGGUUCGAGUCUCGGUCACAGAACGACUCUCCUGCGGUGUCCUCAGCUGGCUGGUGGCUUUCAGAGCAGCCGCUUCUACAGUCUCCCUCCUCACCAGAAGGUGGAGCUUCCUGCUCUCUCGCCCACCAUGCAGACGGGAACAAUCGCUCGCUGGGAGAAGAAGGAAGGAGAUAAAAUCAGUGAGGGGGACCUUAUAGCUGAGGUAGAGACAGAUAAAGCCACCGUAGGCUUUGAGAUGCUGGAGGAAUGCUACCUAGCAAAGAUCCUGGUCCCUGAAGGCACCAGAGACGUCAAUGUUGGAUCAGUAAUCUGCAUCACAGUUGAUAACCCAGAGCUUAUCCCAGCAUUUAAGGACGCAACGUUGGAGUCUGUCAAAUCUGUUGGUGCUGCUCCUUCAUCUGCAGCUUCUGCUCCUCCUCCUCCUUCACCUGCCACGGCUCCUCCUCCUGCAGCACCAGGCAGCUCUUACCCCCCACACAUGAAGAUUGCACUUCCUGCACUCUCUCCCACCAUGACGAUGGGAACAGUGCAGCGCUGGGAGAAGAAGGUUGGAGAAAAGUUGAGCGAAGGAGAUUUACUGGCCGAGAUCGAAACUGACAAGGCAACUAUUGGCUUCGAGGUGCAGGAGGAGGGCUAUCUGGCUAAAAUCCUGAUAUCAGAGGGAACUCGGGAUGUUCCUUUGGGAGCGCCGCUCUGCAUCAUCGUAGAGAAAGAAAGUGACAUCGGUGCCUUCAAGGAUUACGUAGAGACCGGGGUGGGAGACGUGUCCAUGCCACCUCCUGCUCCCGCUCCCACUCCUGUAACGUUGCAGGCUCCAGUUCCCAGUGCUGCUCCAGCAGCUGCCGCCGCCCCAGCAACACCAAGGAAAGGCCGAGUGUUUGCCAGUCCACUGGCCAAGAAGCUUGCUGCUGAGAAGGGAAUUGACCUGGCACAGGUCAGCGGAUCUGGUCCUGAUGGACGCAUUACCAGGAAAGAUAUUGAAAGCUUUGUUCCACCAAAGGUUGCUCCUUCUGCAGCUGCUGCUCCCAGUCCUGCCGCUGCCAGAGCCGCUCCUGCAGCCGCCGCCGCAGCUCCAGCUGCUCCAGCUGGCACCUUCACAGACAUCCCCAUCAGCAACAUCCGCAAGGUCAUCGCUCAGAGACUGAUGCAGUCCAAGCAAACCAUCCCCCACUAUUAUCUCUCUGUAGAUGUCAACAUGGACCAAGUGCUUGAACUUCGAAAAGAACUCAAUGAGGAAGUGAAAGCCCAGAAUAUCAAGCUCAGUGUGAAUGAUUUUAUCAUCAAAGCCAGCGCUCUGGCCUGCCUCAAGGUUCCUGAGUGCAACUCCUCCUGGAUGGACACAGUCAUACGGCAGAAUCACGUGGUGGAUGUGAGUGUGGCGGUGAGCACAGCCAGCGGUCUCAUCACGCCCAUCGUUUUCAACGCCCACAUCAAAGGCCUCACCGCCAUCAGCUCUGAUGUGGCAGCUCUCGCAGCCAAAGCCAGGGAGGGCAAACUGCAGCCUCACGAGUUCCAGGGAGGAACAUUCACAAUCUCCAACUUGGGGAUGUUCGGUGUCAAGAACUUCUCGGCGAUCAUCAACCCGCCUCAGGCCUGCAUCCUCGCUGUGGGAGGCUCCGAGAAACGUCUGAUGCCCGCUGACAACGAGAAGGGGUUCGACGUAUCCAGCGUGAUGUCGGUAACGCUGAGCUGCGACCACCGGGUGGUGGACGGAGCGGUCGGAGCGCAGUGGCUCGCAGAGUUCAGGAAGCUCCUGGAGAAACCGGUCACCAUGCUGUUGUGAUCAGACUGAACCACCACUGAGCGGCAGCAGUGGGCGCACAGCUCACACCGAGGAGAUCUGAUUGGCCCAGAGCCUCGUGUGAUUGGCUGGCCUGCCAUAAGGUCACUCCCACUUAGCCUGACGGGGGAAGAGGCAGAACUCACUCCGAUUUCCUGUCUGUCCG
Molecule: messenger RNA, 2267 nt
Organism: Poecilia latipinna (sailfin molly)
Lineage: Eukaryota; Metazoa; Chordata; Actinopteri; Cyprinodontiformes; Poeciliidae
Gene: dlat
Product: dihydrolipoamide S-acetyltransferase (E2 component of pyruvate dehydrogenase complex)
Exons: 14
Coding region: 167-2104 (645 amino acids)
Biological process (GO): pyruvate decarboxylation to acetyl-CoA
Cellular component (GO): pyruvate dehydrogenase complex
Molecular function (GO): dihydrolipoyllysine-residue acetyltransferase activity
Source: RefSeq, a predicted model, not a curated record